AUGUGCUUCAACACCCAGGAGGAAAUUGUUUCUUACCACCCUUUUCAUGCUUCUUGUUCUGCUGCUUCCACUGUUACUGGAACUCCUUCUACCACAGUCUGGAUUAAAUCUUCCAGAAAUUCUGGGCCCGAAUCUUCAGAACAAGCACAGGCCAAGCUGACACCAAUGCAGGAAUACCAAAUCAAAGGAAUGCAGAUGGGAAAACUGCCCUGCAACCACACUCUCAAACUACCGACCAAUCACCUGGGCCAAGAGACUCUCAAGGCACAACUUCGAAGCACCAACUACAACACCGGAUCCCCAGUACACCCUAGAAGAGUUAGUAACAUGAAUCAGACAACAAUUUAUGAAAUUUAUCUCCGAGGCUUUGAAAACAUUCAGACUUUUAAAGGAUUCUUAUUUGUUCUCUUCCUCGUGAUAUUUAUGGUUACAUUAAUUGGGAACCUGCUCAUCAUCAUUGCUGUGUCAACAAGUUAUCGUCUCCAAUCUCCCAUGUUCUUUUUUCUAGGUCACUUAUCAUUUUCUGAUAUGUUACUAACUACAAACAUUGUCCCAAACAUGCUAUAUUUAAUACUGCUAGAUGGUGCAAUUGUUUCUAUUUCAGCAUGUAUCUCUCAGUUUUUCUUUUAUGGUGUUUCAGCAACCACUGAAUGUCUUCUUCUCACUGCAAUGUCCUAUGAUCGCUACAUUGCUAUUUGUAAUCCCCUGCAUUACAGCACUGUAAUGGAUCUUCGGCUUUGUCUCUAUCUGAUUAUAUGGUCAUGGUCUCUAGGUUUUGUAAUAACAUUAAUUCCACUGUUUUUUUUGAGGAUGCUCUGGUUUUGUGGGCCAAAUAUUAUUGAUCACUUCUUUUGUGAUCUUGGUCCUCUUUUGGAACUCUCUUGUUCAGAUACAACCAUAAUCAAAUAUGAAGUAUUUACAUUCUCUAGUCUUUUAACAAUUGUUCCAUUUAUUUUUAUCUCAGUAACCUACAUAAACAUUUUUCUUACAAUCAUGAGGAUCCCUUCCAUCACCGGUAAGCAGAAAGCCUUCUCCACCUGUAGCUCUCACUUGACUGUAGUCUGCACAUAUUAUGGUGCACUUUUUGCAAUGUAUGUUGUCCCAUCUAGAGGUUACUCCCUAAACAUCAACAAAGUUGUUUCUCUGAUGUACACUGUGGUGACACCAUUGUUCAACCCUAUUAUUUAUAGUUUAAGAAAUCAGGAAAUCAAGGCAGUUCUGCUGAAAUAUCUUUGGAUAAAAAGAUCAAAAAUGUAA
This is a messenger RNA of Pelobates fuscus (common spadefoot toad), 1257 nucleotides long. RefSeq names its product olfactory receptor 5G25-like. Gene Ontology annotation, molecular function: olfactory receptor activity; G protein-coupled receptor activity. Lineage: Eukaryota; Metazoa; Chordata; Amphibia; Anura; Pelobatidae. Gene Ontology annotation, cellular component: membrane. Gene Ontology annotation, biological process: G protein-coupled receptor signaling pathway. Bases 1 to 1257 code for a protein of 418 amino acids. The transcript has 3 exons. The record is from RefSeq and is a predicted model, not a curated record.